Messenger RNA from Naegleria fowleri, 2952 nucleotides. RefSeq lists its product as uncharacterized. The record is from RefSeq and is a predicted model, not a curated record. The transcript is spliced from 4 exons. The coding region runs from base 1 to 2952 and encodes 983 amino acids. Lineage: Eukaryota; Heterolobosea; Eutetramitea; Acrasida; Naegleriidae.
AUGUACAUUCCAAACCUGUUCAGAACACCAUUCCAUCUCUUCUCUCAACAAGAAUAUUUAUCAUCAUUAUUAUUUCAAUUCUUCAAUACUUAUAACAAUGGUUGGCUCAAUCAAUGUGGUGAUUAUAGUGUCAUUUCAUCAAAUGCUCCAAACAAUGCUGAUUUUUGUGCAUGGAUUUCCUAUUUCUAUUUCAUUCUCAUCCUUGUGGCCAUUAUUGUAGUCCUAGGCAUUGUGUUUACACUCAUUUUAGGAAUAUUUUAUGUCAUGAGAAGAGUGUGUGGAUGGUGUGGUUCAGCAAAGGCAUCUCAAAAACACUAUUCAUCUCAACUUGUCAUGAUUGUGAUUUAUAUGAUUCCAUCACUGAUCAUUGUGUUGACUAGUUUGGGUGGAAUUGUAUUUACAAUUACUUAUGGAAUUGGAAGUAGUAGUGUCAUUUCCACAACAUUUCAUACAAUUUCAAUGACCAUGGAUAAAUUUACAACAAGUGCUAAUGAAAUGACAGGUGGUACUGAACUUGCCAAAGAAUUUUCUCAAAAUGUAAAUCAAUUAUUUAAAGAUUCUAUCAAUUCUACCAUCCAAGUUCAUACAUUAAUGAUGGAUUUACCAAUCUCUCUUUUACAAUCACAAUUAAGUGAUAUCAAUUCAAUAGUUUUGAAAUUACAAAAAUUGAAUGAAUUAGAACAAGAAAUCAUUUCAUCCAAUAAGAAUAUUUUAGAUACAUUGAAUUAUCCAUUUCAAUCUUUGAAUACAUCAAGUUCACAAUUGAAACACCUAUUAAUAUUUCCUGAACAAGUAUUUCAGUCCAUGAAUCAAUCCUUCUAUUCAACAUUAUAUCCUACCAUAAUGUAUCAAAUUGGAUAUGAAAUGAUGAAUCACAUAUUACCAAUUGCAAAUGCUUAUGUUUCUAUUUUAAGUAAUUUUAAUAAUACAGAGAGUAUAUUCACAUUAUUACCACGUCAGUUAGAGAGGGUCAUUGGAAAUGAUACUCUUCAAACAAAUGUAUCCAUCUUUGAAGGAGUGAGAUUGAGUGUGAUUGGAAUUGGUUUUUUAUUCAUUCUCACUCUAAAUGUCCUCUUCAUGGGUUUGAUCUAUCAAAGAAGAAAUCCAAAAAUUGUUGCCAAAUGUUCCUCCUGUUGUUCUUUGGUAUUACUCUUUUGGGUCUUUUUAUUUGUAGCUGCAAGUAUUUGUGUGUGGAUGGUAAUUGUUCCAUCUUGUCAUUCCAUGAAUACCAUGAAUACCAUGAAUACCACCACAACCACAUUGGGAGGAGGUAUUAUUGAUCUAUUGGAUCCACAGAGACUUCCCACUUCUCUUCAAAAUACAUCCUUUUCGAUGGGUUUGAACAUGACAAGAGGUUUAUUGCAAUGUCAAGAGGAUGGAAUUACCACAUGGAUGGAAGUCAUUGUGAAUGCAGUAGCAGCAACAAGAAGUAGUCGAAGUAUUGGUAGUAUUAGUAUUGGUAGUCGAAGUAUUGGUAGUAUGAUCAUGAAUAGUAGGAGUAUUGGUAGUAGUAGUAGUAGUAGUAGUAGUAGUAGCAUGAUGAAGUAUGAACAACAAUUACCAACAACAACAAUAACAACACCACCAUCAUUCCAUAGGCCCUUCUUCUUCAAAUUUGGAAACAUGCAUGCUCUCAAUCAAUACAUUGAUCAAGUGAAUUCCAUCUUUCAAAUUGCCAAUUCCACAUUAUCCACAAUGAUACCUCUAUUUGAUUCUCAAUGUCAGGAAUUCAACAAGACACAAUUACUACUCAUUCAAGACAUGUUGAAGAAUGGAAUUGAACAACCCAUGAAAGAUAUUUCCAAUCUAUUUCUAUCAAAACCAACAACAAGAACAGUUUUGGAUGAUUUGAAUGAUCUUUCCACUUAUUCCUCUCAAUUCAAUUUGAGUACUUUCAAUCAUCUCAUUCAACAAUUGAAUGCAAUCACAAAGAAUAUUACCACCCAAAGUGGUGGUGGUGGUGGUGGUGGUUCGAGUGGUGAAUCUUUUUAUUAUUAUUAUUACUACUAUGAUGUAUUGAAUAUUUCCAAAUUUUCACCCUUUGAAUAUCCUUUCAAUAGUUCUCAACAAUAUUCUGAAUUGAUGAAUGUGUAUGUGAAUCAACAUUUAUCCACAAAUAUUACUCUCUAUCAACAAUUAACAUCGAUUCAAUCUCAAUUACUACUCUACACUCAAAACAUGAUGAAUCUCACACAACAAACACUCAAAACAGUCGAAUCGGUGGUGAAUUCCACUCUUUCCAAUACAAGGAAUGGUAUGAAUCGAGUCAUUUCCAAUCUCUAUGAAAUGAAUCAAUAUUUGUUGAGAGUAAUAGUAGAGAAAGGUGAAAAUAACAUGGUGAUUGGGAAUCCAGUGAAAAAUUCCCUCCAAACAUUCACUCAAUACUUGAAAGGUGUCUUUUCCAAUGCAUUGUGUGGUUACAUGUCAAGUGCCAUGUCCUCCAUUCAAAACAAUGUAUGUCAAGUCAUGCAUGUGGGUACAAUUGGAAUGAGUGCAAGUGCCAUUCUCAUUGCAUGUUGUCUUGUCUUGUUGUAUCCUAUUGGAUUGAUUGCAUCGAAACGUUUCAAUGAAAGAUUCCAUCCAACCAAAUUAUGGUGGAACAAAUCACCACAUGGUGCUAAUGGUGCUCGUAAUGAUAUGGCCAUUCAAUUACUAGAAGAGAGAGCCAAUGAAUUGACCAUUCCAAAAAAGGAUCAUGAUGCAUUGCGUGGUUUUUCAACCACAACAACAACAAAUGGAGAUGCUAAUGCGAGUGUACCAUCAACAACAACAACAUUGACUGGAGUAUCUGAUUCGACAACGACUCAUCACUCUUCCAACAGUAGAUUCAGUUUGAUCAAAGGUUCUAAACAGAGAUAUGCUUAUUCUGGUGUUGGAGAGGGUGAUUCUGAUGAUUCUGGUGAGGAUGAGGUGAAAACUUUUCGUAAAUCAAGAAAUUCCAAGAAAUUUUAA